Cavia porcellus (domestic guinea pig) is the source of this 2227-nucleotide messenger RNA. RefSeq names its product sex hormone binding globulin (gene Shbg). Gene Ontology annotation, molecular function: steroid binding. Lineage: Eukaryota; Metazoa; Chordata; Mammalia; Rodentia; Caviidae. The transcript is spliced from 9 exons. The record is from RefSeq and is a predicted model, not a curated record. Bases 1013 to 2191 code for a protein of 392 amino acids.
GGUCAACGCCUGGUGUCCCUCCAUCAGCAGCACCGGCCUCAGAAGUCAUUCCUGUAAUUGACCGGAGUAUGCAGAGAUUGACUGUCUGCUCCGGCUUCUCUCCCCGAUUCAGGGUCCCCCAGGCGCCCCUGUCUAGCAGGCUUGUUUUGGUUGCUAGGAUAGAACCCAAGACCUCUAGGUACAUGCUCUGCCACUGAGCUGACUUCCCAGUCCUGCUUUCUACAGCAGCUAAGCUCUAAGUGCUGCUUCGUUCAAGGGCCACUUGUGUUUUGAAAUGGAUCAGGGAGGCCUGGCAUGGUGGCACACGCCAGGAAUCCCAGCCUGGGGAGGCUGACGCAGGAGGAUCGAAGUGAGUUUGAGGGCAACCUGGACUACAUCCUGAGACUCUCGAAACACAAAAGCAGGCUGGGGAUUUAGCUCAGCGGCAUAAGCGCCUACCUUGCAAGUCCUUGGUCCUGAGUUUGAUCCCUGGUACUAAUUAAAAAAAAAAAAAGUUUAAAAAAACCAGAAAAACAAAAAACAAAAAAACAAAAAAACCCACAAAAACAAACAGAAAAACAGAAACAAAAAACACAAAAACAAACAGAAAGGCAUGGGGAGAAAGGAUGAUAACUGUCUCCCCAUAAUCACUGAUAAGAAAGAGGGAGGGAGGGCAGGCCUCUGCUUAGUAUCUACUAAGUCACGCGCAGAGACAAUGCUUUCUUGUGAGACAAACCCAGAGCCCUAGGAAAACUGGAGGAGUCCAGACCAGAUACUGGGCCCUGUGCCUGAGUUAUCACAGUGAGCCCCAUCCACAAAGCCCCAUAUAAAGAGAGGAUUAUUUUCUCACUUGACAGCCAAGGACACUAACGCACCAAGAUGAGCUGACUUGCCUGAGGUCCCUUAGCUGGACGCUUGAGGCCCCACGACUCAUCUCUAGCCCUGCUGAGGUGCCACUCAGCAGGUGGGAUCUCCUGUCUCUGAGGAGCCUCCUUCCCCAGAGUCUGAGCCACCGACUGGACUGCACCUGACCAUGGACAGUGGAGGGCCACCAGCCACCUGCUGCCGGCUGCUGCUGCUGCUGCUGCUGCCACCUCGCAUCCACCAGGGAUGGGUCUUGGGACACAUUCUGUCCGUCCAGAACCUUCCUGCCAGGCACCUCCGCAGUGGCCCAGGACAAGAACCUGUUGCCGUCAUGACCUUUGACUUCACCAAGAUCACCAAACCGUCCUCCUCCUUUGAGUUUCGCACCUGGGAUCCAGAGGGAGUGAUCUUUUAUGGGGACACCAAGGCUGAGGAAGACUGGUUCAUGCUGGGACUGCGGGACGGCAGGCUGGAGACCCAGCUGCACAAUCGCUGGGCCCAACUUACUGUGGGUGCUGGGCCUCGGGUGGACGAUGGGAGAUGGCACCAGGUGGAGGUGAAGAUCGCUGGGGACUCAGUGCUGCUGUGGGUGGACAGGGACGAGAUGCUGAGCCUGAGACAGGUGUAUGGGCCCCCGGCUGGCGAGCCGCAGCCCCUCCUGAGGAUCGUGCUGGGGGGGCUGCCCUUUCCACCCUCCAAACUGCUACUGCCGCUGGUCCCUGCACUGGAUGGCUGUCUGCGCCAGGAGAGCUGGCUGGGUCAGCAGACUCAGCCCUCAGCCUCUGCCUCUACCGGCCUCAGAAGCUGCAAUGCAGAAUUGCAGCCUGGACUGUAUUUCCCUCCCGGGACAGGGGCUGAAUUCGGGCUCCGAGACAUUCCCCAGCCUCACACAGAGCCCUGGGCCUUCUCCCUGGACCUGGGACUCAAGCUGGCAGCUGGAUCAGGCCACCUGCUUGCCCUUGGCGCACGGGAGAACUCUUCCUGGAUUAGCCUUCACCUCCAAGAUCAAAAGGUAGUGCUGACUUCUGGGGCCGGGCUGAGCCUGGACCUGCCCGUGGCCUUAGGACUCCCUCUGCAGCUGAAGCUGGCUGCAUCCACAGUGAUCCUCAAGCAGGGGCCAAAGACCGAGGUCUUUGCUGUGGCCCCUGAGGACCUUAACCCCCUUCUCCAGCUCUGGGCCCAGCCACGGGGCCGCCUCUUCCUGGGUGCCUUACCAGGUGAGGACUCUUCUGCCUCCUUUUGCCUGGAUGGCCUUUGGGCACAAGGACAGAAGCUGGACGUAGAUCAGGCCCUGAGCAGAAGCCAGGAUAUCUGGGCUCACAGCUGCCCCCCAGAGCUCCAGCAGUGACACUGAUGUCUCCAAUUAAAGCCCCUUUGAAUGUGA